This is a messenger RNA of Frankliniella occidentalis (western flower thrips), 1563 nucleotides long. RefSeq lists its product as uncharacterized. NCBI's taxonomy places the organism in Eukaryota, Metazoa, Arthropoda, Insecta, Thysanoptera, Thripidae. Gene Ontology annotation, molecular function: pectate lyase activity. Bases 16 to 1209 code for a protein of 397 amino acids. The record is from RefSeq and is a predicted model, not a curated record. The transcript is spliced from 5 exons.
UUUAUUGUCAUAUAAAUGCCGCAGCCGGCGCCACCGCUCAGCUCAGACUGGCGCUCGAGCGUGUCGGCCCCACACCUGCUCGCCGACAUGAAGUUCGCCCCGCUGGUAAUGUCGUGCCUGCUGCCGGCCGCGGCGCUGGCCUGGACGCAGGGCUGCAUCUCCAAGCCGGUCGGCUUUGGCUACAAGACCACCGGCGGCACGGGCGGGAGGACCGUGGUCCCGACGAGCCCCGCCGAACUCAAGCAGUACCUCAGCAGCACCGAGACACUCAUCAUCGACCUGGACCGCACGUACGACUUUACCCAGCUCGAGGGCUCCAAGACGGAGAACGGCUGCUGGUACAACCAGUGCGGCAGCGGCCCGCAGAAGUCCCUGUCGCUGUACAACGCGUGCGCGGGCCGGUCCACCACCUCCGUUACGUACUCCGUGGCGGGCUCGCGGACGCUCGAGCUCGUCAUCGGCUCCAACAAGACCAUCCGGAGCUCGAACGGAAAGGGCGUCAUCAAGGGCAAGGGCGUCACGUUCAAGAAGUCCAAGAACGUCAUCUUCCGCGACAUCACCAUCAGCGACAUCAACCCGCAAGUGAUCUGGGGCGGCGACGCCAUCGUGCUGAACGGCGCGACGGACAUCUGGAUCCACCGGUGCACCAUCAGGAACAUCGGUCGCCAGUUCUUGGUGACGUACGUCGAACAGAACGUGGGUAUCACCGUGUCUUCCUGUCUGUUCGACGGCAACACCCAAUACUCGGCGUACUGCGACAAGACGCACUUCUGGCUGUGGCUGUUCUGGGGCACUCACGACGAGAUCACGCUCAUCAACAACCGCGUCGUGAACGUCUCGGGCAGAUGCCCCCAUGCAGGCGGCCAGAGCUCAUCGUCGAAAAACCUCAUCCACAUGAUCGGCAAUGAGAUGGACACAAACCACCACCUGGGUAUCGAACCCAACAAGGGCGGGAUCAUCCUGGCGGAGGGAAACAAGUUCAUUGACUACUCGCAGGUCAUUGACACGAAGGCGACAGGGGGCACCCUGGCGAUACCGAGCACCGCCGCGGACGCCGCCAAGUGCCAGGCGUACUUCAAGCAAAACUGCAAGGCCAACGUGUACCAGGGCACGACGGCGCCGUCGAGGAUGGACCUCGCCGUGCUCGACGCAUUCUCCAAGCUGGACCUCACGGCUGUGAACGGCGCGCGGGCUGCCGCCUGCGAGUAGGAGUAGAGUCCUGUAGGCGUAUAGAUAGGACUCCACUUGCGAGGUGUGAAGCGGAGUCGGUUGGGUGGCCUAGCCAGUCGGCGCGCGGACCGCAUCGCGUGUGGUGCGAUAACCGAGUCACUACCGCACUUCUCCUUCUGACGUUGUUUACUAUUCACAUACUCACUGUGGAGAAUUGUCGUAUAUUCACGGGAGAAUUUCCCAUGAUGUGUGUCGUAAAACUACAAUUUGAAAUUGUAAAUUUGCAAGCACCACGUAUCGACUUGGAAGAUCGAUAUCGGGCAGUCGCAAAUUUACAACGUUUUUGUGGAAAAUGUUUUAAAUUUACGAAGAUAUUUUUACAGUGACUGAAAA